Molecule: messenger RNA, 2333 nt
Organism: Trematosphaeria pertusa
Lineage: Eukaryota; Fungi; Ascomycota; Dothideomycetes; Pleosporales; Trematosphaeriaceae
Product: GMC oxidoreductase
Exons: 2
Coding region: 243-2231 (662 amino acids)
Molecular function (GO): flavin adenine dinucleotide binding; oxidoreductase activity, acting on CH-OH group of donors
Source: RefSeq, a predicted model, not a curated record
CUAGCCCCGAAUCGUUGAGUGAUGAGCGAGUGCACCGUUCUGUCGGCGACUUCAUCGUCGGGAAGACGUUGGAAAGAGGUAAGUACGAUGGGGUUUACUGGAAUGCGGAAAGGAGAUGGGAGUUUGGAAAGCUUGUAUAAGAAAGAGGGGUAACGCCCACGGCGUGCGAGAGCUCAACUUUCCCAGGCGCCCCCAGCAUCGGUCCAACGGUCUGCAGAGAGCAACCAUCACAUUCAUUCACGAUGUUUCUCCUUCGAUUCUUCGGUUACGUCGCAGCCGCGACUUCAUUUGCUGCCGCUGUCAACUUGACAGGGUACGAAUACGUCGUGGUUGGUUCAGGCGCUGGUGGUGGCCCUCUUGCUGCUCGCCUCGCUCUUGCGGGACACAAGACGUUGCUCAUUGAAGCUGGCGAUGAUCAAGGUGCCAAUCUCAACUACACUGUCCCGUCGUUCUCGGCGAGGGCAUCAGAAGACGAGAAUAUUGCGUGGAACUUCUUCGUCCGCCACUAUGCCGACGAGACGCGUCAGGCCAUGGACUUCAAGACUACCUAUGAGACGCCGGAUGGAGGAGAGUACACCGGCCUCAACCCACCGGAGGGCUCGACGAUGAAGGGAACGCUCUAUCCUCGCACCGGCACCCUUGGUGGCUGCACCGCACAUAACGCCUUGAUCGCUGUCUAUCCCCAUCAGUCGGACUUUGAAUACAUUGCCCAGCUGACAGGAGACGCCUCGUGGUCGGCGGAUAACAUGCGCAACUACUUCGUCAAGAUGGAAAGGAACCAGUACCUGCUGCCGGGGCUGCCGGGCCACGGUUAUGAUGGUUGGCUUGGCACCGAAACCGCUCCCCUCAGUAUUGUCCUCGAAGACCCGCAGCUGCUCAGUAUGCUCAGUGGGGGUGCAUUUGCUCUUGGAAACGAGACGAACUCCGUCAUCAACCUCGGCACUCUGAUCGCCGGUGAUGCAAAUGCGGACACAUCUGUUCGCGACCGCCAGCCUGCAUACUAUCAGAUCCCUCUCUCAACAAGCGAUGCGAGUCGCAAUGGAGCCCGCGAAUUUGUGGUCUCUGUCCGUGACGCGAAGAACGCAGAUGGAACUAAGAGGUAUCCCCUCGACGUCAGGCUAAACUGCCAAGUUACCAAGAUCAUUUUUGACGAGACCUUGACCCCUCCACGCGCAACCGGUGUUGAGUUCCUCGACGGCCAGUACCUGUACAAAGCCAGCCCCAAGUCCAACAAUGCCGGAUCCGGCACCCCCGGCGCCGCCUCUGCUACACGCGAGGUCAUCAUCGCAGGAGGCGUCUACAACUCUCCCCAGCUGCUCAAACUGAGCGGCGUGGGUCCGAAGGGCGAGCUCGAUAAGUUCGGCAUCCCCGUCGUCGCCGACCUUCCCGGCGUAGGCACCAACCUCCAAGACCACUACGAGAUCUCCGUCCAAGGCAAAAUCCCCUCCAACUUCUCCGCCCUCGAGGGAUGCACAUUCGACGGCAGCGCCUCCGACACCUGUCUCGACCGCUGGGAGACAUCUGUCCUAGGCGACCGCGGCAUCUAUUCGUCAUCCGGCCUCGCUGCCGCCAUGUACUACAAGAGCACAGCUACCCAAAUCGACGAGUACGACGUCUUCGUGUUCGGCGGGCCGGUAAACUUCCGUGGAUACUUCCCCAACUAUGCGUAUAAUGCUACGCAAUAUCACAACUGGUUCACCUGGGCGAUCCUGAAGGCGCACCCGCGCAACCACGCUGGAACCGUUACGCUACGCUCAGCCGAUCCGCUCGAUGUCCCGGACAUUGUGUUCAACUACUUCGACACAGGCGUCGGCGACUACGCGGCCGAUCUGCAAGCCAUGAAGGAAGCCGUGGAUCUCUCGCGCGACGCCUUCGCGCGCCAACUCAUCCCCGUCGAAGAGACCCUUCCCGGCGCGGACGUCACCUCCGACGAAGCGAUCAAGGACUACGUCAAGAACACUGCUUGGGGCCACCACGCGUCUUCCACGUGUCCUAUCGGCGCCGACGACGACCCGAUGGCGGUCCUCGAUUCCAGCUUCCGCGUCCGCGGCACCACGGGUUUGCGCGUUGUGGAUGCCUCAGUGUACCCGCGCAUUCCUGGAACGUUCACCGCGGUGUCGACGUACAUGGCUGCGGAGAAGGCGGCGGAUGUUAUUCUGAGCCAUAUUGACGAGCUGCCGUUGUAUAAUGGGACUGCGGCCGCAAGGAAUGGAACCGCGACGCGGUUGUAGUGGCACUGGGGAUGGUUCGGGUUCAAUGUACAUAUAUGUGUUUAGCAUUUCAUUUAAUAUACGAUUCUCGUACAGUAACCUCACUAAAGUAUCGAGGGAUGC